UUUUCGGCCGCUGCGGCAGGAGCAGCUCCGGGCGGGCGGCCGCCGCUACCCGUCGCGGGACGGGACCGGACCGGACGGGUCACGCCACGCCGCUGAUUUCCCUGCUCCCUUUCAGCCUGGUUUCUGGAUUGGGCUUGCAGAGAUGGGAGUUGUGAUGCUGUCAGGAGGCAGUCAGCUUUGGUAAAACUCCCAGGUUUUUUCCCUACGUUUCCUGUGGAACAGAGAGACUCAGCGUGUGCCAGCAUGGCAGAAAAAGUGAACAACUUCCCUCCCCUGCCGAGGUUCAUCCCCCUGAAGCCAUGUUUCUACCAGGACUUUGAUGCAGAGAUCCCACCACAGCACCGUACCAUGGCCAAGCGGCUUUACUACCUCUGGAUGUUGAACAGCAUCACCUUGGCGGUGAAUCUCGUUGGCUGCCUCGCAUGGCUGAUUGGAGGCGGUGGAGCUGUUAAUUUUGGACUGGCAAUUCUCUGGCUCAUUCUCUUUACGCCCUGCUCCUAUGUCUGCUGGUUUAGACCUAUUUACAAAGCUUUCAAGACAGACAGUUCCUUCAGCUUCAUGGCCUUCUUCUUUACCUUCAUGGCCCAGCUGGUGAUCAGCAUUAUCCAGGCAGUGGGAAUCCCUGGCUGGGGCGUCUGCGGCUGGAUUGCAGCGAUUUCCUUCUUUGGGACCAAUGUGGGGUCGGCCGUGGUGAUGCUGAUCCCCACUGUCCUGUUCACAGGGAUGGCGGUCUUCUCCUUCAUCGCUCUCACUAUGGUGCAUAAGUUUUACCGGGGGAGCGGGGGGAGCUUCAGCAAAGCCCAGGAGGAGUGGACCACAGGGGCGUGGAAGAACCCCCAUGUCCAGCAGGCAGCACAGAGCGCAGCGAUGGGGGCGGCGCAGGGGGCCAUGAUGCAGCACGAGACGCAGUACUCAGCCACCCCGAACUAUACUUACUCCAAUGAGAUGUGAGCAGCGGGACUGUGUCCUUGGGCAAAAGAUCUGGGGGCUGGGAAGGGAGGAGGAGGAGGAUGGCUGAGCCGAGUUUCUGCAGCUAUUUCAGAAAGUCAGAGCGUACCUUAAUGGUGGUUCUUUUCCUGUUCUUUGUAACGAGAUCAUUUGGGAUUUUUUUCUUUUCUCCCCGUUCCGUUGUUGUCUCGAGCUCUUAUUUUCUCUAUUAUUUUUCAUUUUGAAGAGGCUGUGAGUUGACCUGCA
Messenger RNA from Phalacrocorax carbo (great cormorant), 1194 nucleotides. The record is from RefSeq and is a predicted model, not a curated record. Lineage: Eukaryota; Metazoa; Chordata; Aves; Suliformes; Phalacrocoracidae.